AUGGCGGGCUUUUUACGAGGAAAGCAGGCAGGCAUCCAGAAGGACUUGUCUGCCAGCAUCCGGCCUGAGUUGUUUACGCCUGACACUCAAGCUCGUUACGGCAUCAACUCUCAGAUCAGUUGCUUUGCCUACGACCCAAUUCAAUCACUUCUUGCGAUCGGUACGAGCGAAAGCAAAUUCGGCGUGGGAAAGAUUUACAUCUUUGGCCAGCGCCGAGUGCAAAAGGUGCUGCAACCGCCGCGCGCCACCUCGUUUCGUACGCUGCACUUCUCCGCCAACCACAUUGUUAGCCUCGACACGAAAAAUGAAAUCGGACUGUGGGACCUGGAUACCGGUACCCGGGUUGGCGCCCAGGUGGUGGCCGGAUCCGUGGCGGCCCUAGUUGUUGACCCAAUGCUGGACUGGGCAUUUAUCGGUUUACAGAACGGCGAUGUUAUGGCAUACGAUCUUGAUCGUCACUCGCUUUCGCGCUCAUUCAGGCUUCCCAAUUUCUGGAAGGACAGGGAACCUGGCGCACGAGCUGUAACUCUGGUCUGUAUAGCCAUGCAUCCGCGCGAUGUGGGAAAGCUGCUCAUUGGCUAUACGCAUGGGGCCGUCGUAUACUCUUUCAAGCAGAAUAAACCGGUGCAAUACUUCGAAUACGUUGUUCCACGUGGAGCUCCUGGAGGAACUGGAGCCGGCAUCGACACGAUUCGCAAGCCAAGACUUACACAUGCCCUGUGGCACCCUUCUGGUACAUUUAUCUUGACUGCCCACGAUGAUGGCAGUUUGGUUUUCUGGGACCUCAAAGACUCCAAGAUUGUGCUGGCACGGACUCUCACAGCUACCGGAAUCGAACUACCAUCAACUGGCCCUGCUCAGCCGACUCUCCUUGAGCCAUACAUCAAAAUAGCAUGGUGUUGCAAGGAGAAUUGCGAUGACUCUGGCCUUCUGAUUGCCGGAGGUCACCCUUCGACGUCUGGAGAAAAUAGCCUAACCUUCAUCGACCUCGGCAUUACUCCCGUUUAUGCGACGUCGUCUUGGCAGUCCCUUGCAAACUAUUUCCAUGGAAAGCAUAGCAUUUCAUUGGCGCUGCCGCCUGGAGCGCAAUCAGUCGAUUUUCUGCUUAUCCCACGCUCUUCGCCACACUUCCAUGGUGCACAGGAUCCAAUAGCUGUUCUCUCCUUGCUGAGUGCCGGUGAACUUCUUACUUUAAGCUUUCCAUCCGGGUACCCAAUCAGUCCCACGAACCAACUUCACCCCUCGACCUUUUUCGUGCACCCUUUUAUCACCAAGAUACAUGUCUCCAGCCUGGAGCGGCCUAGAUGGCUGUCUAUGGUUGAAAAGAGAGACCAGGGAGAGCCGAUUCUCAAGGGUGGCGCAGAAGGCGCCAGACCUCGCAAACGUUUCGAGGAGAGAACUAUCAUUCAAGCAGCCCAUGCCGAUAGCAUAAUUCGCAUUUGGGAUUCGGGCCAUGCUGACGAUAUUGAAAAUGCGCAACCUAUCCAGGUUGACAUUGCCCGUGCGCUUGAUCGCUACGACGACGUUGAUGUUUCAUGCAUGAGCAUGGCAAGCAACACUGGUGAAUUCGUUGUUGGCACUAGAACAGGAGAGGCGAUUGUGUUCCGAUGGGGAAAGAAUCGAUUUCACGGAAAGCCGGACUCGCCUCCUAUCGACCCCAACCCCAAAAGCCUGACUGAUAUCAGCUCUCGAGCAGAGCCCAGUCUUCGCGAGGGUCUGCAGCCCUUUGUGUUGUAUGAGAUGAUGAUGGGACCAAUUACUGCCGUGAAACUUUCGAAUGUUGGCUUUGUUGCUGUAGGAUCAGAGCUUGGAUUUCUCACCAUCAUCGAUCUGCGCGGUCCGCAAAUAAUAUACCAAGCUCCCAUGACCGAUUUCGCCAAGCAGGCAAAGCGCGGUUCGCUUUUCAAGGGAUCCCAUAGUCGCUCUGACUCUGCGCCCCAGAAGGAGUGGCCUGUUGUCAUGGAAUUCGGAGUCAUGACUCUUGACGAUGAUAAAUAUUCUAGCAUAUGCUGUUUCGUUGGUACCAAUAUCGGCAAGAUCAUCACAUUCAAACUUCUCCCUGCCGCCAACGGCACGUAUUCGGUACAGCUAGCCGGUGUCUUGGCUCUUGACAGCAGAGUGAUCUCUCUCAAUGCCAUUGACGUCAACACAGGCAGACCUGCUGCGGCGACUGGACAAACUGUGGCUGGUCUGCGCGAAGGGCGACAGGUCGACGGUGCUGUUGUCGCCGUCACGCACACCGAGAUACGUAUCUUCCACCCUGCAAACUCAAAGGGCGCGUCCAAGGAAUUUGACAACCUGCUUUGUGACGCGGCGUCUGUCGCAGAACUUGAGCUACAAGGCUACGCUAUCGUCGCGGUGUUUGGUGACCGUACCGCGCGAGCCUUUUCCAUUCCAACUCUGAAAGAAAUUGGCAGGGCUGAUCUUCCAACCGUGGACCCCACUAGAAUUGCCGAAACAGUAGUAACGCAGACGGGUGACAUCUUUGCUUGGACUGGCCCCAGUGAAUUAGAGGUUAUUCACGUCUGGGGUACUGGCAAGGGUCUGGAAGACUCACCAGACGUGCUCAUUAAUCCAAAGCUUGUGUGCCCGCCGCGGCCGACCAUCUCCAAUAUGCAAUGGAUUUCUGGAACGCAGUAUGUGUCGGUUCUUGAUCUUGACAUCCUGGUUGGUGGGCCCGAUCGGCCACAGAGCAAGCGCAUGCUCGAGGCUGCUGCUGCAGAGCAGAGAGCGGCCCGGCAAGGAGGCGCCCCGGGAAGCUCUGUCGCGGGCACUUCACAAGAAGGAUGGGGCUCGUACCUGUCUCGUCAGUUGGCCGAACGGACAGAAAAGCUGAAUAUUAUGGGUGAUAGCAUGGACAAUCUGCAGGCCCAGAGCCAGGGCUGGGCAGAUGAUGUCAAUAAGUUCAUGGGCAAGCAGAAGCGUGGUCUCGUCGUGGGAGCGCUCAAGAGCAAGUUUUUUUGA
Beauveria bassiana ARSEF 2860 is the source of this 2964-nucleotide messenger RNA. Its product is annotated as SNARE-dependent exocytosis protein (Sro7). Gene Ontology annotation, cellular component: cytoplasm; plasma membrane. The record is from RefSeq and is a predicted model, not a curated record. Gene Ontology annotation, biological process: establishment of cell polarity; regulation of exocytosis; regulation of protein secretion. Gene Ontology annotation, molecular function: myosin II binding; syntaxin binding; GTPase activator activity. NCBI's taxonomy places the organism in Eukaryota, Fungi, Ascomycota, Sordariomycetes, Hypocreales, Cordycipitaceae. Bases 1 to 2964 code for a protein of 987 amino acids. The transcript is spliced from 2 exons.